UGACGCAAUCAACAACGGACAGUGUUGUCAUUCUUGAAAUGUGGGAAGCGGUUGUCUUCACAUUUGGUUCAUUUUGAAUUCUUUCUUGUGUUUUGACCACAUCGACUGAAAAUGGCUGACUACUGGAAGUCACAACCAAGGAAAUUCUGCCAGUACUGCAAGUGCUGGAUUGCAGACAAUAAGCCUAGCAUUGAGUUCCACGAAAGAGGGAAGAACCACAAAGAAAAUGUGGCUGCCAAAAUUACAGAGAUUAAAAAGAAAAGCAUUGAAAAGGCAAAGCAGGAGGAACGUAUGUCAAAACAGUUUGCAGCGAUGGAGGAAGCUGCGCUGAAGGCAUAUGAGGAAGAUUUGAAAAGGAUGGAAAGAGAAUCCGAAGGAUCAAGUUCUCCAGUCCAAGCAACACCUCAGCCAAAACCUCAGCCGAAACCGCAGGUGAAACCACAGUCCAAGAAACAACAAAAGAAAGAAGCAAAAGCGCACAAGAAGGCGAGACAGCAAACAGAAAUGGAGGUUUGGGUUGAAGGCCUUUCAGAUGAUGGACACACGUAUUACUACAACACAGUAACUGGAGAAUCUCAAUGGGAAGCACCAGCGGGUUUCCAGGGACAGAGUUCAGCCUCUGUACAGUCUGAACAGCCUGAGAGUUCAUCAGGCUGUGCUUGGAUGGAGGCUGUCAGUCCUGAGGGUUUUACAUAUUACUACAACACAGAAACUGGAGAGUCCAGCUGGGAGAAGCCAUCAGACUAUCCUCUUGAGCCACCUGGAACCAGCUCUGGGCCCAUCAUAGAGGCAGAGAGCCAGGCAGAGAGUCAAGAGGGGAGUCAGGAGGAGCCUUCAAACCCUCAGCCAGAGCCUCUCUCAGGAGAAGAGGAGAGCUCCAACGGGGCAUCAGCAUCUCAGGAGGCUGAAGUUCCUGAACAAGCCAGCCAGCAGCCCAAAGUCCCAAAGAUCAGCUUCAGGAAAAGGAAAGCAGAGGCAGAGCCUUCAGAAAAAGAGGGAGAAGACAAAGCCAGUGAUGAUGCUCCUAAAGAGGAAGAUAAAGAGGCAAAGAAAGAGGAAGAGGCUCAAAGCUCAACAGCUGAACCUGAGAAGACAGAGGAACCGGUGACACAACGGGUGGUACAAGCCAAAAGGCCCAAAACUGCAAAUCCAUAUGGGGUUUGGGAAAAGAUCCAGGAAGAGGAGGAUCCAUAUGCAAAAGUGGACCUACAGUUGCCCCAGGUGGAGGGAACCACAGCCAGCGCUCCAGCCGAGCUGCCACCGGAGCCGAAGCCGAAGUUCAAGGAACGUGUCAUCACCUCGCUGGGAGAGGAAGGCGGACCUGCUUCAUUCAGGAAAAACAAGACGCAGAACGGCAAAUCCAGGAGCCUCCGACAGAGAGACAAUGACGACUGACCGCAGCACACGAACACCUCAAAGCCAGAAUGCAGCAGGAUGAGACUUCAACGCAAGAAACAUUUGGACUUUUUGAUGCACCACUUUGAUCUCUGAAGAUGCACAUGUAGAAACAUUUUUAUGACCAAUUGGUGAGAAACUUUAAAACCAAUGUUUCUUUAAAAAAAACAAAACAAAACAAUCAAACCCUAAAAAAAAAAAAUCGACCACUGGACACACUUGGUGUUCUUUUUUGUACUGAUUUGUGUCAUGACAGUGUGUAACACUUACAGAAUUGGAUAUUAUCUCAGUGUCCCAUUGUCAUAACUUUGUUAAUAUGAAGACAUUUCUUCCUGUAGUCUGGUGUAACUAUACAAAGCAAUUCAAGUACGUUUUUGUAACUCCAUAUCUAUUUUUUUUACCAGUGUAAAAGCUAGUGAGGCAUUCUUGUGGAAACAGCGUUGCAGUAUUUGCCAGCUAAAGUAGACUUUUGUGAAGCAGUGUGGAUAGAAAUGAUUAAAAAGACGAGAAAAUGUGAUGAGAAUAAAUGAUUAUUGUCCUGAUACUGAAAAUGCAA
Molecule: messenger RNA, 1951 nt
Organism: Stegastes partitus (bicolor damselfish)
Lineage: Eukaryota; Metazoa; Chordata; Actinopteri; Pomacentridae
Gene: wbp4
Product: WW domain binding protein 4
Exons: 10
Coding region: 112-1395 (427 amino acids)
Biological process (GO): mRNA splicing, via spliceosome
Cellular component (GO): precatalytic spliceosome; nucleus
Molecular function (GO): protein binding; RNA binding; zinc ion binding
Source: RefSeq, a predicted model, not a curated record